Aphanomyces invadans is the source of this 2249-nucleotide messenger RNA. RefSeq lists its product as hypothetical. Gene Ontology annotation, molecular function: protein binding. Gene Ontology annotation, cellular component: cytosol. The coding region runs from base 16 to 2196 and encodes 726 amino acids. Lineage: Eukaryota; Oomycota; Saprolegniomycetes; Saprolegniales; Verrucalvaceae. The record is from RefSeq and is a predicted model, not a curated record. The transcript has 10 exons.
GUUGCAAGUUGGCCGAUGGCGUAUUUCAGCAACAAGCAAGCAUGCGUGUGGCACGGCGGGUACAAGCUAGCGCAUCCGGAGCCUGCCUCCGACGCUACGAUGGGGUACAGCGGUGCCGCGGCCGCGGUGCUUCAUGACAAGGCAUUGGUCGUGGGUGGGCGUGAUUUGCUGGGGGAGAGAUUGCAUGAAAAGUCGCUUGUGAUCCUCUUCGACAUGAAUCAAGAACGAAUCGUGUACGACUACGACGUCGUUGGCGCCAUGUCUCGUCGAAUCGGCCAUGCCGUGGCCGCCCUGCCAUCGACUGAAUCCUGGUUUGUGUUUGGCGGCGAGCUCUUGGCCGAUGAAGAUAAUUCCAGAUUGCUUCAACCACUCGGGGAUCUGCACCGAGUCACGUACGCCAACCAUGUUGCUCGCAUUGAAAAGCUACAGCUCAAGGACGGCCCCGUCGCGCGGGCAUGGCAUACGCUGACUACCAUCCGAUAUCGCCCUCCGCAGGACGCUCCCCCGACCCUCAAGGGAAAGCAAGCGUCUAUCUCAACGAUUCAAGUUUCGGAGCUCGACGAUGCCCUACUCCUUCUAGGGGGGAAAAAUGGUGGGAAAGACGUGUGGGUGUUUCAAUAUGAAAAGGUUGCGCCUGUCGACGACGGCGACUCGAACGCAGCCGACACGAAUAAUGCCCCGAAGUGGUCCAAGAUGCAGACGGACGGAGCAUCUCCUUUGCCCCUUGCGUACCAUACAUGCCAUGCUGUGGGUGACGGAACGAAAGUGGCUGUCGUGGGGGGCGUGCGUGACGGGGUGUUUUCCGACGCGCUUUCAAUAUUGGAUGUGCUGACGGGCACAUGGACGACGCUGGUGCAGUCGCCGUUGCUUCAGCGAAGCUGUCAUUCCACUGCAUUCGUGCAUGCUCCGACGUCGGUUGUUAGCGGUCCAUCCUCCGAGGCCUUCGCCUCUCUCUUUCCUCGAUUGCCAGCGCCACCCCCCGAGGCUCCAUCCAAACCUAGCGACAUGGUCCCAGCAUGCACGGAUUCAUUCGCAGGCCUCGACUGCCUUGUUGUGUUCGGUGGCAUCACUCCCGAAGAAGUCGCUCCCCUUGACUGCUUCGUCGCGAUCGACCCAGUCGCUGGAGCUGUUGUGCGUGUCGAUGGCCAUUUGGCCUUGAGCAGCCACAUGGGCCAGGCAGUGGCAGCGUCGACGGACCGGCGCAAACUGUUUGUGUUUGGGGGAACCCAUGCGACAUCGCAUGCGUGGCUCGAUACAACGAUGUGCGUGGACUUGUGGACAUACCAACAUGACCCGCUUCCCCCUCCUCCCUUGGAGCGCAUGCGGACGGUGGAAUACUCGAAUGGAGACGUGUAUUUGGGCGAAUUGAAUGACGCCAACUUGCGCCACGGCCUCGGAACAUGCACGUACGCCACAGGAGAUGCCUACGAAGGGCACUGGGCAGACGAUCUGUGGGCUGGCCAAGGGCGGUGGGAGGCGACCGAUGGCCAAGUAUACGUCGGAUCGUUUUGCGCGAACCAGCGCCAUGGCAGUGGCCUGUGGACGUGUAGUCCCAGGUUGGCAUCGGCUUCAACGCCUGGCAAGUUGAUCGAAGUGUCAUACGACGGACCGUGGGCGCGUGGCCGUCGGCAUGGAAGCGAUGGCGUCGUGAUGUAUUCGAACGGCGCCACGUUGAAAGGCGCGUGGGUCGACGAUGUCCUGCAAGCUUCGACGGUUGUCAUUGAAUCGUAUGUGGAUCGAGGUGGAAAGCUCGUGGGGCUGUACGAAGGUGCAGUCGACGACACGGCACUCCAUGCCCCGCACGGCCAAGGUCGCUUUGAAUCACGUGGGUACCCGAAAUGCGGUGAAAUGUACUCGGGUAGCUGGGCGCAUGGCAAACGUGAGGGGCAAGGCAUGUGCAUGGCGUUUGAUGGCACGGUAUACAUGGGCGAGUGGAAGAACGGGAAGCGAAAUGGGAUGGGCGCGUGCGACUAUGCCAAAACGCGAGAUCGAUAUGAGGGCAAAUGGGUUGGCGAUGUGCGCUGCGGUCUUGGAACGUGCACGUAUGCCGCGGGGUUCGUGUACGAAGGACAGUGGACUCAUGACAAGCGCCACGGAGACGGACGAUGUACCUACAAAGACGGAACUUUCUAUCAAGGCCACUGGGAGAACGACGAGUUCUGUGGCGACGGCGCGCUCAUCUUGCCGUCUGCUUGAUCGACAGGCAUGAAAUGUGGUUGCCAAAACACGCAGUGCCAAUUCUGGCGACA